Molecule: messenger RNA, 1333 nt
Organism: Jaculus jaculus (lesser Egyptian jerboa)
Lineage: Eukaryota; Metazoa; Chordata; Mammalia; Rodentia; Dipodidae
Gene: Mpc2
Product: mitochondrial pyruvate carrier 2
Exons: 5
Coding region: 768-1151 (127 amino acids)
Biological process (GO): pyruvate import into mitochondria
Cellular component (GO): mitochondrial inner membrane
Molecular function (GO): pyruvate transmembrane transporter activity
Source: RefSeq, a predicted model, not a curated record
UGGCCCUUCGCCCUACAUGGGCCGAUUGAGGCCCCUCUGGUCAAGAGCCCAGGGACAACAGAGGAGCCGUGACAGAAGCGAGCGGUAGCCUCACGCUCCCCGGGUCAAAGGAGAGCCUGGCAUCGCAGCCUCCGGGAGGCUGAGGCAGGAGGAUCGCGAAUGUCAGGCCAAACUGCACAACACAGCGAAACACCGUCUCAAAAAAUAAUAAUAAACUAGGUAAACAAAAGAAAGCAGGAGAGGCAUGCGACGUCAUCUUGAGUUGGGGAAAAGAAGGCCCGGGGAGCCCAUUUGAACGACAGCCUCCUAGGUGAACGGGACAGUAGAGGUGCGGUUUGACCUGGAGGUCUGCAAGGAGAAGCCGGAAGACCCUGGCUCCGCCCCUUCCGCGCCGGAGCGGGGCUAAUGAAAGCGGGUGGCCCGCUCUGCGCAAGCGCGGCGCGUCAGCUGAGCGCUGGGCCCACUGGGCUAGGCCAACUCUUCAGUACCUGUUGCCAAGACUCCGCCUCCGUCUACCCCGCCCGCUGGCUGCGGGCCGGGCGGAGGCAGGCAGUUGCUUAGUCUCCGCCCCCUCCAGCCUUAACCUGGCGCGGCCGCUGGGCGCUUGGCCCCCGCCUGGCACCACCGGGGGAAGGGCGCCCUAAAGGGGGAGGCUGACGCUUAGCGCCGGGGCCCGACCGAGUGACGAGCUGCCCUUGGUUGUCAGUGAGGAACGAGGACACCGCCGCGCUCCCCACCCAGCUGCCGACGAUCCCUAGGCAGCAGAGAUGUCAGCCGCCGGCGUCCGAGGCCUACGGGCCACCUAUCACCGGCUCCUUGAUAAAGUGGAGCUGAUGCUGCCGGAGAAAUUGAGGCCGUUUUACAACCACCCGGCAGGCCCUAGAACAGUUUUUUUCUGGGCUCCAAUUAUGAAAUGGGGCUUGGUGUGUGCCGGAUUAGCUGACAUGGCCAGACCUGCAGAGAAACUCAGCACAGGUCAGUCUGCUGUGUUGAUGGCUACAGGAUUUAUUUGGUCAAGAUACUCACUGGUAAUUAUACCCAAAAAUUGGAGUCUGUUUGCUGUUAAUUUCUUUGUGGGGGCAGCAGGAGCCUCUCAGCUCUUUCGUAUUUGGAGAUAUAACCAAGAACUAAAAGCUAAAGCAGUCAACUAAGAGAGUUGCUGACCAUCUGAACAAUAUAGAUGUGGACAUAACUAUUGGGACAUUGUUUAUUUGAUUAUUAACAUGAAGAUGAUAACUGCUAACAUUUGGAAGGAACAACAAACCUAGCUGUAACUAUGAAUCAAAACGUGAUUACACAGAAAAAUAAAGUAAAAUUUUAAUAACCCUCUUUA